UACAACUCAGUCGCUAAGUUUUGAGUCACAUUCUACCGGGAGCGAGGCGGGCUGGCGCGCAAAAAUACGAUCCUUUUUAAACAAAUUUGGAAAUAUGUAUUUUUUAUUCAACGUUAUUCCUUGUGUGUUAGAUGAAUAUAUUUUGCAAUAUAUUUACGCAUACGAUUGGAAUAAUUUCUUUCGAUUGACUGCGGUGGCCGUGUUUGCAACUAUUAUUGCGCGCUGGACGAUCGCUUUCUUGAAGCAAAUUCGGUUGUGCCUUCCACCAGGACCUUAUGGACUUCCGUUCAUCGGAUGUUUGCCAUGGCUGUACCAAGGCUCCCCCCAUUCUUGGUACCUCAAAUGGGCUAAACGAUACGGGAAUAUAUUUUCCUUGAGACUGGGUAACAGCCUUGUGGUAUGCAUAUCAUCAGCUCAAAUCCUUAGAGACGUGUUCAACAAAAGUGAUUCGAUCGGUCGACCAAAAACCCCGUUGAACAAUCUGCUUGGUGGUUAUGGGAUUAUACUAAGCGAAGGUAUCCUGUGGAAGAAGCAGCGCCAAUUCGUUCUUGACAAGUUCCGUGCCCUCGGUGUUAGGUUGUGGAGCAGACAGAAGUUUGAAAAUUGCAUUAUUGAUGAAGUGCAAGAAAUGGUAACAGAAAUAGCCGUUAAGGAGGAACAGCCCCAAGACCCCGUCCUGGUCCUGGGCAGACACAUCCAUAACGUCAUAUGUCAACUGAUGAUGAGCUUCCGCUUCGUUGACGGAGAUCCGCAAUUUCAGGCUUUCAAUGCGUUGGUUACGCGAGGCAUGCAGCUGUUCGGUUCCGUCCAUAUAGGCGAACACCUGCCCAUUUAUAUGAGACUGCCGGGUAAGAAAGCAGUUCUGAAGGAGAUCAAGGCGAACCUGGACAAGAUAAGUAGCUUCCAUGAGGAGCAUCUGAUAAGCCGGAUUGAAAUGCGGAAGAACUCGUCAAUGGACUACACGCCUGAGGACCUGUUGGACUACUACCUCCAGGAGAUGUACAAGGGCGUUGAGGGUGGUGAGCUGCAGACGGUUUUGGAAGAUAAAGAGAAAGUAAAGCAAGCGGUGCAGGUGAUGAACGACCUUUUCUCUGCCGGCAUGGAAACAUCGAGGACUGCUAUCGUGUGGCUGUUGCUGAUGAUGAUUCGGGAGCGGGAGGUGGCUGCUAAGGUUCGAGAGGAGAUGUCGGGAGCGGUUGAACCUGGGCAACUUGUGACCCUGGAACAUCGUCUGCAAAUGCCCUACAUGGAAGCUGUCAUCUUUGAAACCCUGCGCAUAACCUGCAUCGUACCUUUGGGCACUGCGCACGUCAACACCUCGGACUGGAAGGUCGAGGGAUACACAGUUCCAGCUGGUACAACACUCGUGCCGUUGAUCAACAAAAUCAAUAUGGACCCCGAAUUCUUCCCUGAACCGGAAAAGUUCAUGCCGGAGCGUUUCUUGGAGGACAACAGGCUGAACCUACCUGAUCACUUCAUACCUUUCGGGGUCGGUCGUCGUAUCUGCUUGGGAGAGCAAUUGGCAAGAAUGGAGCUGUUCAUCUUCUUUUCGAACCUGAUGAACAACUUCGACUGGGUUAUACCGGAGGGAGACGAGGUACCAGGCUUGGAGGGAACCUAUGGUACCAUUCACAUGCCUCUCCCAUUUAAGGUCAUUUUCAAGAAGUGGCCUUGAAUUGACGGGAGCGAAAUUACUUUUACAGUAAUUUCAAUUUUACGAAUUAAGUAAUACAUAGCUAAUUUACUGACGGCAUCAAUAGUACUCUAAAAUUGAUAUUAAUAGUCAAAUGCAGUUAAAAUUCAAAUUCCUAUUCAAUUUAUUACAUUUCAUCAAACCUUCAUCAAUUUCAACAACAUUCCAACUCAAUGAAUUAGCUAAGUGAUAUUUAAUUUCGUAUAUUUUUUUUCAUUUUAUGCAUGCUAGUUUUAAUCCAUUUUAUCAUUUUGACAUUUUCUUAUUCUUAGAUUUAAUUAGACUAGACUGACAUGAGUAAAUGAUUUUUAACGAUAUGUGUUUCAUUUUAUUGCUAAGUGCAUUUUAUUUUGUAUUAGACUUAAGACAUUCGUGUGAAUGUGGCCAAUGGAUGCCUUAUUUGAUUUUAGGAUAUGAUUUAUAUGUAGCCAAUUUUAGCAUUGUUUCGAAAAUUAACAUCUAAAUGUAAGUAAAUGUGACUAAUCCAAUGAAUGUACGAUGUGAGAAUUUAAAGAAUUACAACCAUUUUUAAGACUGAUUAAUGUACGCCAUAUAUGUAUAAGACUAACAUCGAUUAGUUUGAAUGAAAUUGAUUUUAACAGGCUUAUCACCGCAGCUAUGUUGAGAAAACAUGUCGGCAGAGUUACUUAAUUAAUUCUCAUUUUAAAAAUUAAUUUCAUUCUAUAGAAUAAGUUUUCGGACAAUUGCGAAUGGCUGAACGCAUUUAAAUCAUUAGAUUUAAUUUUUUUAUAUUUUGUGUGACAUUUCAUUUUAUUUUUAGAAUAAUUACCCUAAUUGCAUUGCAUCGGAAAAAGCACUCUUUGUACCUCUGAAAUUGAAUUAAGGGAUUAUUUUUAAAAUGUCUUGACAAACUUUGACAACCCAUACUUUGAUUGCAUGGUGAGGGCGGAGAACGAUGGUGUGAUGGGGCUCCCUGUGCAAGGUUCACUAACUCACUAACGUGUACCUUCCACGCGGAGGCACACCCCACUUCCCUCGUACUUCGCUCUCAUCAGUGUUCUGAAAUUCAAUUUCCAUAAUUUUAUACAGCAAUUUAUACAUUUAGAUAUGCUUCAUUAAUUUGAAGUUAAUUUUAUUUACUAUUUUUCAACUGUUUGCAUUUAUUAUAAUUUUAAAAUCAAUACAUUCGAUUGUAAUGGCAUUCAAUCGAUCUUUAUCAAUUUUUUCGAGCAAUUGCAAUUAAUUAUAUUUUAUAGGAA
Molecule: messenger RNA, 2913 nt
Organism: Pieris rapae (cabbage white)
Lineage: Eukaryota; Metazoa; Arthropoda; Insecta; Lepidoptera; Pieridae
Product: cytochrome P450 18a1
Exons: 7
Coding region: 95-1675 (526 amino acids)
Biological process (GO): xenobiotic metabolic process
Cellular component (GO): cytoplasm; intracellular membrane-bounded organelle
Molecular function (GO): heme binding; oxidoreductase activity, acting on paired donors, with incorporation or reduction of molecular oxygen, reduced flavin or flavoprotein as one donor, and incorporation of one atom of oxygen; iron ion binding
Source: RefSeq, a predicted model, not a curated record